This is a messenger RNA of Lachancea fermentati, 1653 nucleotides long. The record is from the annotation of a GenBank genome assembly. NCBI's taxonomy places the organism in Eukaryota, Fungi, Ascomycota, Saccharomycetes, Saccharomycetales, Saccharomycetaceae.
AUGCAAUUGAUCUUUGGAUUGCUAACCGCAUUUCUAGCGGCCACCACAGCAGUUGCCAGGAAGAACUCGGGGAAGACACCCGCUUCGAAUGAUACCUCACUCAAUCGUCCGUUAAUUCAUUUUACUCCAGAAAAGGGUUGGAUGAAUGAUCCUAAUGGCCUGUUUUACGACAAUGUCACCGACUUAUGGCACAUGUACUAUCAAUUUAAUCCUAAUGAUACAGUCUGGGGUCAGCCAUUGUACUGGGGCCAUGCUACUUCGAAGAAUUUAACCACCUGGACCCACGAAAAUAUUGCAAUCGGCCCAGACUCCGAUGAUGCAGGUGUGUUUUCCGGAAGUAUUGUCAUUGAUUACAACAACACUUCCAAUUUCUUUAACAGUAGCAUUAAUCCUGGUCAAAGGGUAGUAGCAUUCUACACCUACAACACUGCUGAAUCGCAAACUCAGUAUGUUGCAUACUCCCUAGAUGGAGGUUACACCUUCACAAAGUACUCUGGAAACCCUGUCUUAAACCUCAAUUCCACUCAAUUCAGAGAUCCAAAGGUGUUUUGGCAUGAUGAAACCGAAAAGUGGAUCAUGGUUCUUGCUUUAUCUCAAGAAUAUAAGGUUCAAAUCUAUAGCUCCGAAAAUCUCAAAGAAUGGGAACUGCAAUCCAAUUUCUCUCAUCACGGUAUCCUUGGCUAUCAGUAUGAGUGCCCUGGUCUAUCCAAAAUUCCAAUUGUGAAAUCAUCUGAUAGCAGCUUAAACUCUUCGAAUAGCACAUCCCCAGAUUAUAAGUGGGUUAUGUUCCUAUCUAUCAAUCCAGGCGCUCCUCAAGGUGGUUCUUUCACUCAGUAUUUCAUUGGUGACUUCGACGGUAAGAACUUCACGGCCGACGACCAUCAGACAAGAUUCUUGGAUUUCGGUAAGGACUAUUAUGCCUUCCAGGCAUUUGAUAACACACCUAAUAAUGAUGUCUUGGGUGUUGCAUGGGCCUCUAAUUGGGAGUAUGGUGGUUUUGUACCAACUUCUCCUUGGAGAAGCUCUAUGUCAUUGAUUAGAAACUUCACUUUACAGGAAUACCAUCCAAAUGGUGAGGCUACUGAAUUGAACCUAUUCAGUCAACCAGUUAUUGAUCAUGAUGUUUUAAAUGCAAACCAUACCAUACAUAAAGGUAACUUAACGAUUGGAUCAGGUAAAAACGUGACUUUUGACUUCCACAACAGCGCGACUGGAUUAGUCGAACUGAAUGUUACCUUCAAGGUGAACACUUCCAGCAUUCGCCCUCACGACUUCGUUGACCUGUCGUUUUAUUUGAGAGGAGCUUCCGAUCCUCAUGAAUACCUCAGGCUCGGAUAUGAAAACACAGCACCUGCCUUUUUCCUUGACAGAGGUAAUAGCAAGGUCAAUUUUGUGUCCAGUAAUCCUUUCUAUACUGACAAGACCUCUGUUAACUUCCUGCCUUAUUCUACAGAACUCAAUACCUACAAGAUCUAUGCCAUAGCUGAUAGAAACAUUCUAGAGGUUUACUUGAACGAUGGACUAGCGGUUUCAACCAAUACUUUCUUCUUUACUGAGGGCAAUCAUAUUGGAAGCAUCGAUGUUAUUGCAGGAAUCGACGGUGUUUAUGAAUUGGUUGAUUUCGAAGUCAAGCAACUAAGCGUUAAACAAUGA